Messenger RNA from Pelodiscus sinensis (Chinese soft-shelled turtle), 2426 nucleotides. Lineage: Eukaryota; Metazoa; Chordata; Testudines; Trionychidae. The record is from RefSeq and is a predicted model, not a curated record.
AUUUGUGUUUGUAUAAAUCUCCAGAUUGAUGAGUUUUACGUGGGGCCAGUGCCUCCCAAGCAGGUAACCUUUGCCAAGUUGAAUGACAACAUCCGUGAAAACUUUCUGACUGACAUGUGCAAGAAAUAUGGUGAAGUGGAAGAGGUAGAGAUUCUCUACAACCCCAAGAACAAGAAGCACCUGGGCAUUGCCAAAGUGAUCUUUGCCACAGUGAAGGGUGCCAGGGAAGCCGUCCAGCACCUGCAUAACAUAUCUGUCAUGGGCAACAUCAUCCAUGUGGAACUGGAUACAAAAGGUGAAACACGUAUGCGCUUCUAUGAAUUGCUGGUUAAUGGUCUUUACACUCCGCAGACCCUUCCUGUAGGCAAUGAGCAGGAUGUCUUGCCAACUGUGAAUAAAACUCAGCAGUUGACUGAUUCUGUAAAACGGCUGAAAGACAGUAACAUUUUUUUGGCGGGAUCAUCCAUUACUCCAAACAGUAGCACCCCGUUUUCCCAUGAUACAGCUUAUUCUAGUUGUCGGCAAGAUACCCCGAAUUCAUAUAGCCAGUAUACCCCACAGUCCCAAGGAACCCCACAACUGGGGACUCCAUUUUCCCAAGAUUCAACUUAUUCCAGUCGUCAAACAACACCAGCUUACCAUUAUGGACAGGACUCUGGGUAUAAACCCAGGAGACAUGAAACAAAAUUUACAGAUGCCUACAACAGGCGACUAGGACAUCACUAUGUCCAUAAUUCGGCAAGUGUUCACAGAGGGUCAGAACAUCAGUUUAGCACAUACAAGUCUCAUCAGCAAGAGCCUGUACAAUAUUCUCACACUCCUCCCUUGAGCCACUCUGGUUCUUCAACUUAUAAAUCUGCCUUCUCUCCAUACCAAGCACCAGCUGUGUUUCCUCUUCCUGAUGAGCAGCAAUAUCCCCAAACUUCCAGAGAUGCCGAGUACCGGAGACCUGCACCACCUCCAGCCGAGAUCUUAAUAGAAGGUAAUGCUGCCACUAAUAUUGACUUUGUUCCUGUGAAAGAAAAACAGGAGGAACUCCCACCUCUGCCACAGCCAAACUGUGUUACUGAACAAAGUACUGCAUCCUUCUCAGAGACUCCAGAAAGGAGUGAAACACCUGGCACCCCAACCAUGGAGUCUGAAAUGCAGCAUAACAGUUUAGACUCAAGGAUUGAGAUGCUCUUGAAAGAGCAGAGAAAGUUACCUUUCCUUAAUGAGCAUGAUUUGGACAAUGAGAUCCAAAUGGAAGGUAGCCCUAUCUCUUCCUCCUCCUCCCAGCUUUCUCCUAUCCCAUUGUAUGGCUCGAAUUCUCAGCACAGUUACCGAGGUCAAACCCCAUCCUCACGUCCCUCUAGCACUGGCUUAGAGGACAUUAGUCCAACACCGUUACCAGAUUCUGAUGAUGACGAGCCAAUCACUGGGACAGUUCCUCUGAGCCAGAAUUCAAGAGGAACAUCAGAGGCUGGUAUGAUUCCUAUUGAUCAGCUGAGUAGCACAUCCAAAGCAGAGACUUCCGAGACUAAAGAGAUGCUGCCUGGUGACAAUACGCCAAUGGAAAAAAUGGAUGAGGGUCAGCAUUCCUCAGGGGAGGACAUGGAAAUAUCCGACGAUGAAAUGAAUUCUUCACCGAUCACCAGUGCAGAAUGUGCCAAAACCAUUGUGGUGAACUCCUCUGUUAGCAACUCUGCUGUGAUGACACAAUCGAUACCCAUGCCCCCUCCAGGGUUCCCUCCACUUCCACCCCCUCCACCACCCCAACCGGGUUUUCCAAUGCCACCGCCUCUCCCACCACCACCUCCGCCAACUCAUCCUGCCGUCACUGUCCCUCCACCUCCGCUUCCUGCGCCACCUGGGGUCCCACCGCCUCAUAUUUUGCCUCCACUUCCUCCAUUCCAUCCUGGCAUGUUUCCUGUCAUGCAAGUGGAUAUGAUAAAUGUCCUGGGCAACCAGUGGGGCGGCAUGCCAAUGUCCUUUCAGAUGCAAACUCAGAUGCUGAGCCGCAUGAUGCAGGGACAGAACACCUAUCAGUACCCACCUUUUAUGGGAAGUCGGAUGCAGUUUGUGAACCUCCCUCCCUACCGCCCUUUUGUAAUGGGGGCAGCUAUUGGCCGGGGGCAGCAAUGGCCACCGCUGCCCAAGUUUGACCCUUCAGUCCCACCACCGGGUUACGUGCCGAAGAAGGAGGAUCCGCACAAGGCUACAGUGGAUGGUGUUCUCUUGGUAAUUGUGAAGGAACUAAAAGCAAUUAUGAAAAGGGACUUAAACCGGAAAAUGGUCGAGGUGGUAGCAUUUAGAGCCUUUGAUGACUGGUGGGACAAGAAAGAACGUCUAGCAAAGGUAGGUAUUUUUAAUGUUUCAUAUAUUAGAUUUGUGCAGAUGGAUCUGGAGAAGGGUUUAAGGUGUUCCAAGGCAGGGUGUGGGUAAGC